Messenger RNA from Platichthys flesus (European flounder), 2745 nucleotides. It is a transcript of the gene sgms2a, whose product is annotated as sphingomyelin synthase 2a. Lineage: Eukaryota; Metazoa; Chordata; Actinopteri; Pleuronectiformes; Pleuronectidae. The transcript has 6 exons. The coding region runs from base 931 to 2004 and encodes 357 amino acids. The record is from RefSeq and is a predicted model, not a curated record. Gene Ontology annotation, biological process: sphingomyelin biosynthetic process; ceramide biosynthetic process. Gene Ontology annotation, molecular function: ceramide cholinephosphotransferase activity; sphingomyelin synthase activity. Gene Ontology annotation, cellular component: Golgi membrane; endoplasmic reticulum membrane.
GUUUCUGACGACACGUCGCGUUUCUGCAGGAAACACACGGCCGGUGGCGGCUCUGUUUUGGUUCAGUCACGUGUGCUGAUCUGGCGUCAGUUCGGUUUGUUGUUUUCUGUUAUCUGUUUAAUUGCACUGCUGUGUAUGAUCUGGUUUUGCAGUGAUUUAACUAAUUGUUAUUAUUGCUAUUAUAACUGACAUGGGUACAAAUAUUUGAAAUAAUUAAAAUAAUACAAAAGACUGAAUGCCAAAAAACAUAUGAACAGCAUUUUGCUGGGACAUUAAAAUAAAUAUAAUUUCAGAAGGGCACAUACCUUUGCCCAGAUACUUUUAACAAACCAUGGAUAUUUCCCAAACCCUCCACGGAAUUACAUGGAAAUGAAUUGAGUAAUUUCCAUGUAAUCCUGCUAGCAAACCAACAAACAAACCCCUGAAACCCCAAUAACAAAACAACCUCUUUGGCAGAAGGUAACAUUUACAAAAGUAUUUCCACAUGAAAAAGGAACCUCUUUGAUCGAGGUAAAAAUACAAUACUCUGUGUCAACAUGACAAACGCUGAAUUACCCACUAAUAAUAAAGCCCAGUGCUGUUCCACCCCACUGGUUUCUUGCAGUGCACCUCAGUUACAGGGUGAUACUGGUGCUGAUUACAGGCCAGAUUCUCAAUUAAAGGGGGAUGUGAGGCAGGAGGAGGCUGGAUGCAGAGGAUGGAUGAAUCUGUGUGGGGCGGGGAGGAGGAGGAGGAGGAGCCCUUCCUCAAAAGCCAGCAGCAGUGUCGUGUGUAUCAGACCAGCCUGAGCAGAGCAGCAGCUGAUCAGCGAGCAGGGCGCAGCAUCAGGGAUUCAAGCAGCUGUAGCUACAGGAAGAGGCACCAGGAGGCUCGAGCCACACAGCCGCAGCCCAGAGGAGCGGUGCCUGUGGAUGGACAGCGCAGACACUCAUGGCAUCUCAGGAGCGUGCCGAUGCGAGAGACUCUGCCACUGCUGAUCUGAACCCAGGGAUGGAGGGCAGCGCUGUGCCCGGCAGUGGCAAAACAUGUCCCGUCCACACUCCAGGCGGGGAGGAGACCAAGAGGGGCUUCAGGAAAGGCAUCGGGAGGCACAAUGACUACGUGAAGAUCUCUGUGCCGGACUCCAAGGUCAAUCGUCUGCCCAUGGAGUGGUGGAAGACGGUGAUGGCCUUCUUCUACGCUUGCUUCAACUUGGUCCUCACCACCGUCGUCAUCACCGUGGUCCACGAGAGGGUCCCGCCCAAAGAGAGCAGCCCACCUCUUCCCGACAAGUUCUUUGACUAUAUCGACAGAGUUAAGUGGGCGUUCACAGUGACUGAGAUCAACGGCAUGGUGCUGCUCGCCAUCUGGAUGGUCCAGCUGUUCUUCUUCAGAUACAAGUCAAUAGCAAUCAGACGCUUCUUCUUCCUUAUUGGCACCCUGUACCUGUACCGCUGUGUCACCAUGUACAUCACCACCCUGCCUGUACCUGGCAUGCAUAUGACGUGUGCUCCUAAGCUCCAUGAUGACUCGCAGGCCAAAAUCCAACGAAUCCUGCGGCUGAUUUCCGGCGGAGGUCUCUCCAUCACAAACUCCCAUCUGUUGUGUGGAGACUUCCUGUACAGCGGUCACACUGUGAUGCUCACCCUCACCUACCUAUUCAUCAAGGAGUACUCGCCGCGGUCGUUCUGGUGGUACCAUCUGAUGUGCUGGCUGCUGAGUGCAGUGGGAGUGGUUUGCAUCUUGGUGGCUCACGAGCACUAUAGCGUGGAUGUGGUCGUGGCCUACUUCAUCACCUCCCGCCUGUUCUGGUGGUACCACACCAUGGCUAAUUUACAGACUGUGAAAUGUCUGCCCAACAACUACCUCACCAACACCUGGUGGAACCCUGUGUUCAACUUCCUGGAGAGGAACGUCCAAACCUCGGUGCCGUGCUCGUACAGCUGGCCCAUCACCUGGCCUCCCGCCUGCCUUAAGAACCCCUGCAAGAAGUACUCCAUGGUACAAAGUACCCGAGAAGAGUGACCUCACCCCCGAUACCACAACAGUGUUGCCUGAUCAUCCACCAGAGGCUGUACUCAUUCAUUCAGUCAACUUGACGGGAGCUUAAUGGUACCAAAUGCUUAGCAAAAGCAACAAAAAAUGUGCCUCGAAGGAAAAUCUAGUUUUCUCUUUGUCUCUCAGUGUUAUUUAUUUCGUCAGAUAAAGUUUUCCUUGUUUUUGUAAAUGACACUUGUAGCAGCUCCUGGUGAAUUUCACACACUUUGUCGCAGCUGACUCGUAUGGUUUGUUUUAGUAUUUGCCAGACUUUGAUUUUGGAUCUGCUCCUGUUACAUACUGUAUAUACUGAUGAGUUUACCUCAAUGUAAUAUCAGUGUGCUCAAGUCACAAGGUGCCUUAGUGUGUUAGAUGUCAGUAGAUGUAUCAAAACUGCCAUAUGAGUCAUUUUUUCAGCUUAUUGUUAUUAUUAUUAUUGUUAUUAUUAUUAUUAUUAUAUAACAAUUCAUUUUGUUGUCAUUUUAGUAUUGUUUUUUAUUGUCUCAGCAUUGUAUUAAAUGUAACCAUACCAAGGCUUCCUUUUAUUUUGGGAUUUAAUGAAAUUAUCUUUGUUAUCGACCCCAUGUGCAAGUUUCUGACGGCUUCAUGUUUAGUGCAACUCUUCAACCUCACACCAGUUACAAGAAAUAAAUGUUUUUGUAAAGUAGUUCCAAUGAUAGCCUACAUGAAAAUCAAGUCUUAGUUCAAUGCCUCUGUAUUAGAAUUACA